CUUCACCUCACUAUACAGACUGACAUUCCCCACAUGCUUCGUCCGUCCACUCGCCUUAUCAGCAGCAUUCGCUUAGCGGCCACACCAGCUGCCAAUGCAACAUUGCGAUGCCAACGUAAUUUCUCAUGGUCAGUUCAACGCUUGGCUGAGGAACCUCCAAAGGCCACCGAAGAAGCGACAGUCGAACCAACCGCCGAAGCUACCGAAGAAGCCGCUGAAGAGGUCGAGCCGAUCAAGUUAUCUCGCCGAAGACGAAAAUUUCAUGCCUGGGUACAAAAGGAAGGAAGCACAUUUGCUCGACCGUCACAAGGAGGUGCCAAUUACCUUGACGAAACGCCUUUUCCCAACAACAAGCUCUUCAAACCGAGACCCCCACUUUCCGAUGCUCGUCGCGAAGAGAUCUAUAACACUUACAUUUCCGAUCCUGAACAAUGGACCAUCCGUCAGUUAGCCACCAAAUUCAGCCUUUCCCUGAAGCGUGUAGAAGCUAUUUUGAAGCUGAAAGCGGCAGAGAAGGAGAUGGAACAAAAUGGUGUUGUUUUACAGCGAAAGUUCACCAAGGCGAUGGAGCAAUAUAUGGGUACUGAUCAUGCCAUUCAAAACUUGGAGGAACCUUUGAUCGAUCUUUUCCCUCGCAUUAACAAGCCUCGAUUUGAGAUUUUGGAAGAAGAUGCGCCUUUUACACCAGAGGAUGCUGCCAAAGUGCUCAACCGCAAGCCUUACAAACUUCUUGAAAAAGAAGCCAUCGAGUCUGAGCAGGCCCAUUUCGAACUACCAUCCAAAAGCAACAAUCAAGCCAAUGUCGCGGCCGGCAAACGACAUAAAUUUGUGAUCGUCGAUACAAGCAGUUAGAUUUUAUUCACCAUCUCCUCCUUUCGUUCUCUAUAAUUUUUUAAAAGUAAAAUGGCAUGCAUUAGAAAUCAUAUACGGAUACUGGA
This is a messenger RNA of Radiomyces spectabilis, 938 nucleotides long. RefSeq names its product eukaryotic mitochondrial regulator protein-domain-containing protein. The record is from RefSeq and is a predicted model, not a curated record. Gene Ontology annotation, cellular component: mitochondrial small ribosomal subunit. Gene Ontology annotation, molecular function: structural constituent of ribosome. Lineage: Eukaryota; Fungi; Mucoromycota; Mucoromycetes; Mucorales; Radiomycetaceae. Bases 34 to 852 code for a protein of 272 amino acids. The transcript has 4 exons. Gene Ontology annotation, biological process: mitochondrial translation.